AGCCAGGACGCGCAGUAGUGACAGAUGAUAAGCCAGGACGCGCAGUAGUGACAGAUGAUAAGCCUGUUCCUUCAGGUUAUCCCACAUCACCGACAAGUCCUGCCUCAGGGAGAGUUCAGGAGGAAUCUACAGACUCCCCUGCAUGGCAACGCCGCAAGGCCUUCUUCAGCAGUGAAAGCGAACCUAGUGUUAAAGAGGAUCCCCAAAAGCGUUGGAACGAAGCUGCCAUCCUUCAGCUCAAGACGAAAAACAUGGUUCUAAGACACUGCACUAACUCGAUCUUCCCGCUACCUGUGACAAGGGGAAGGAGAGACACAGCAAGGAAGCUCUGGACGCAAGCCGUUAAGCCAGCGGUCGCCAAGGAGCCCCCGAAACCUGCCGUAGUUCAGGGCGAGGAGUCUCCUCAUGGGAAAAGGCGAUCAAGCUUACUUGGUGAGCGGCGGGACAGCUCCCACAAAGUCCGACGGAAGCAAAGCAAUGGGAAGAAACCUUUAGAGGACCUAACUGUACAUAUGCUUAGAAAGAGCAAUGUCGAUAAUAGAAGACCUCCAUGCAGCAAACAAAACAGCUUUGAGGAGUUGCCGCCUCUACCCCCAUGCAGUGAACAAAAUGGCUCACGGCAAAGCCUUCCACAUAGUAGGCGUGAGAGCAGAGAAAAGAAUCUCCGUUCGAGACAAGGUAGUGUGGCCGAGUUAUGCAAAGACAGCAGAAGAUCUAGCAGGGAGAGACGGGGUUCAUCUCGCCUGAACAGUCGCCGCGGCAGUGCAGACAGAACUCAUCCCGGAAACCGACGAGGUACAAAAGCGAGCUUCACCGAAAAUAUGCUUAGAAAAUGUCUUGAAGCCGCCUUAGACAAAUGUGAGUUGGAAGAGAUGGAGGUGACUGACGAAGAGCUAGGGAAGAAAGGGCAGCCCAGGUACCACGACAGCCUCGACAAAUCCCUCAGCCGAGCCGUCACGCGCAAAAACAUCGAGAAGGUCCGGGAGCUUCUCGAGAACGGAGCUAAUCCGAACAUCAGCACAGGCCACGUCCCCGUGCUCCUGCGUGCGGCCAGAGACGGGGCGCUGUACGUGGUGCAAGCCCUGCUCAGGGCCGGGGCCGACGUGGACGCCCGGUCUGAGCAGGGGAACAGCGCCUUGCAUGAAGCAGCUCGCGUUGGCCAUAACGAAGUGGUCAUCUGCCUCGUGUACAGCAACGCUCAUGUCGAUGCUAUCAACCGGAACGGCGUCACGCCACUGCAGACGGCCCUUUCGUACGGCCAGGUGGAGGUGGUUCAAACCCUCAUACGAUUUAACGCUGACGUUUACCUAAAGAACAAAGUCGGCGAAUCUGCUCUAACGAUUGCUGAACAUCUAGGUUAUGUUGGACUUACUGGAAGCGCUGCAGAAGUGAGGAGGUCCUCUGGGCCAGGUACAUGCGCACCCGUGGUUCAGAUGGAAGUCCCUGUUUCGGUGCAGCUGAUACUUGGCCUGGAGGAAGGGUGCCCCCUCACCGUAGAAAACUGCCUCUCUCAAGGUGCCAGCUGCAACACUCUCGUCCCGCUUGCUCUCCACUGGCCCGCAUGUGCGACUGUGCUUCACCGCGCAGCGCAUCACGGAGACGACCUCAUAGCGCGGCUCCUGCUUCAGUCAGGGGCAGACGUUAACGCUAGAGAUGUGGUGGGCAACACGCCCCUGCACGCGGCUGCUCAGGCUGGCCACAACAGGGUGGUGAAAUUGCUGCUGGCCCACGGCGCACAGCUGGAAGCAACGUCUCGCUCGGGCAUGACGCCGCUCCACCGGGCGGCGUCGAAGGGGAAGGAGCUCACCUGCAACCUCCUGCUGCGCCGAGGAGCGAACACCCAGGCCGAAGACAGCGAAGGCCGCACCCCGGCAGACUGGGCCACGAGGCGCGGCUUCAAGUCCGUUGCUCGGAAGCUGGGCCAUCGCCGGAGGAGCAGCUCAGGACUGAUGGCGGAGCAGCAGCACAAAGCCUACAUCAAGUACCUGGACGAGUUAUACAAAGCCUCGCAUCUGGAGUCGUCUCGAGCCUCUCCCUCGCCCGAACCCGAACCCGCCUGACUUCACCGCGCACCCACGCUAGUUACUAUUCACAACAUUGUACCUCUUUUAAUAAAAAAA
This is a messenger RNA of Penaeus indicus, 2120 nucleotides long. Its product is annotated as poly [ADP-ribose] polymerase tankyrase-2-like. Gene Ontology annotation, molecular function: protein binding. The transcript has a single exon. The record is from RefSeq and is a predicted model, not a curated record. Bases 252 to 2060 code for a protein of 602 amino acids. NCBI's taxonomy places the organism in Eukaryota, Metazoa, Arthropoda, Malacostraca, Decapoda, Penaeidae.